UUGUAGGCGAUAUGAAAUGUCGUUUUGUAUUUGACAGCUGAGCAAAUGUGGCUCAGAUGGUUUUUGAAACAAACAUUACAAAAUGAAAUUAUUUCAAGAAAGGAAAGAAUGAUUGGUAAUAUUUUUUAAAUUUAUAUCCGGAGGUUUCGACAUUUUUAUAAGGUGUAAGAAGGAAUCAUUAUGUCAGCGGAAUAUGAAGAUGAAUCAUCGUCGUCAAGCGGCGAACUAACUCCUACAAGAAAAAACAGUUCACCUUCUCAGAAUGUCCAUCAUAAGCCCUCGAUUUUGUCUUCAUUGAGAAGCGUUUUGAUAGUAUUAAGCACUGCGCUGAUUUGUUUUGCUGCUGCUAGGAAUUCUAUAACAUGGCACUGUCAGAGAUUUUGGGGUGCAUCAGGAGAUUUCUGGCAGGCCCAAUGGGACAAAAUCUUGGACACGAUCGGCGAAGAUCCAUAUAAUUUGUGGGUUUAUGGAACUUUUCUCAUCACAUUCGGCGUUUAUUGGUUGUUUGGAGGCAUUUAUACACUAAUGGACGUAACUAACAAACCUGCUGCCAUCAGGAGAUACAAAAUACAACCGGGGACCAACGAGCCGGUGGAUAAUAGGCGACUUUUGAAGGUUAUUUGGUAUGUUUUGGUAAAUCAGUUGAUAGUUGGGAUUCCAUCGUCGAUGCUUAUGUAUUGGGUGAUGAAAUGGAGAGGGUAUCCUCCUCUCAGAGACUUGCCGACCUUCCACUGGGUACUGUACGAACUUGCUGUACAUAUUCUGACAGAGGAGGCCUCAUUUUAUUAUUCACAUAGGCUACUACAUAGUCGCUGCUUAUACAAGUAUAUUCACAAACAGCACCAUGAAUGGACGGCACCGAUAGCUGUAACAGCAAUUUAUUGUCAUCCUAUAGAACAUGUUUUUUCAAACCUUCUUCCACCAUUUUUGGGAGUAUUCAUAAUGGGAUCGCACGUUGCGACAGCAUGGCUGUGGUUCACUCUAGCAAUACUAUCUACACUCAAUGCUCACUCAGGAUAUCAUCUGCCGUUUUUUCCAUCCCCGGAAGCACACGAUUUUCAUCAUUUGAAGUUCAAUAAUUGCUUCGGAGUUCUAGGGGUACUUGAUCGAAUUCACGGUACAGAUACAAACUUCCGGCAGACCAGAGCUUACGUGAGGCAUAUUAUGAUGCUGAGCUUCAUUCCGCCAAGAGAGGCAUUCCCGGAACAUAACACUUGCAAACACAAACUUGGUAAACGCUAAUCAUAUAUUCAAAGUGUUUUCUCAAUACAAAGUAUUUAUUUUUCAAAUUUCUGGUGCUUUUAAGUGAAAUUUUUGUAAGUCUCACUAUAUUCUUCCCUUUAUCUUGUAAAGGGCUUGUAGGCUUGUCAUUGAGCAAAUAACUGAUAAAUUUAUAGAUUUAGAGUCGAAAUAAAUUACUACAUUGGUCAUU
Leptinotarsa decemlineata (Colorado potato beetle) is the source of this 1432-nucleotide messenger RNA. RefSeq names its product fatty acid hydroxylase domain-containing protein 2. NCBI's taxonomy places the organism in Eukaryota, Metazoa, Arthropoda, Insecta, Coleoptera, Chrysomelidae. The record is from RefSeq and is a predicted model, not a curated record. Gene Ontology annotation, molecular function: iron ion binding; oxidoreductase activity. Gene Ontology annotation, biological process: lipid biosynthetic process.